Molecule: messenger RNA, 2001 nt
Organism: Moesziomyces antarcticus
Lineage: Eukaryota; Fungi; Basidiomycota; Ustilaginomycetes; Ustilaginales; Ustilaginaceae
Product: SET domain-containing protein
Exons: 1
Coding region: 1-2001 (666 amino acids)
Biological process (GO): peptidyl-lysine monomethylation
Cellular component (GO): nucleus
Molecular function (GO): protein binding; protein-lysine N-methyltransferase activity
Source: RefSeq, a predicted model, not a curated record
AUGACGACGCAGUCAAGACAGACCACGUCCGAGGUGGAGGCCAGCUUCUUGCGCUGGUUCCGACAGUCUGGCGGCUCGCUCGAUGCUCGCUGCCGCAUCCAGCCCAUCCCCGGCAUGGGCAGAGGCAUGGUGGCCAACGCCUCCAUCGACGCUGGCGAAACCAUCUUUGUUAUCCCGCGUCAUGCCUUGCUUAACCUCGCCACAUCAACGCUUGCCAAGCGCUGCUCAGAGGCAGAAGCUUCAUCCGCUAGUGGAUCUACUUCCAAUGCAGCCGAAGCACUUACAUGGAAAGAGGUCAGCAAGAUGGGGUGGCUUCCCCUCAUCCUGGCCAUGAUGUACGAACGAAGAAGAGCGGCUCAUCUCUCCGACAACACUAUGCCCAGCAAGUCCACGGCUGACGACGGCGAUGUAUCCAUGGAGAACGGUGAAGCAGCGUCUGCACCCUCGGAGCAGCUCGAGGGGUCGAACGAAGACCGCGAGGACCUGCGCCAGGCUCCCCGCACCUUCGGAGAGCAGACCUGGGGCGCCUACUUUGACAUCAUGCCGACGGACUUCAGUACUCCCAUGUUCUGGAGUCCAGCAGAUCUGCAGCAUCUGGCGGGCACCUCGAUCGCCGACAAGAUCGCCAGGGACGAGGCCGAAGCCGACUACCACAACAAGGCGCUUCCAUAUAUCCGCUCGCUACCGCAGGUGUUCCUAGACGGCACAGGCGCAGAGGAUCACGAGGCGGAGCUGAACAGGUGGUACUCGCUCGACACCUACCACAUUAUGGGCUCUCGCAUCCUCAGUCGCAGCUUCCACGUCAAGAGCCGCAAGAAGGGGCUCGAAGGCAAAACGGUCGACAUGGACGACCUCGACAGUGACGAGGAUGAAGACGAGGAGGACGACGAGUCUGAAGCUGAGCUGCUCGAAGACGAGGGCGAGGCGGACGAGACACCGGACGACGGCGCAUCACAGGGCGAACCCAAAGAAGCACAAGAAGCGAACGAUGAUGACGAAGAUGGCGAUCAAGACGACGACGAUGAUGAUGACGAUGAUGACGAGGAUGAGGAAGAGCAAGAAAAUGUGGUCGAUAUCUCGAUGACCCCCAUGGCCGACAUGCUCAAUGCGCGCUUCGAGUCGGACAACGCCAGGCUUUUUUACAAGUCGCACGUGCUCGAGAUGCGCGCGACGAAGCCCAUCUCUGCUGGCGAGCAGAUCUUCAACACGUACGCCGACCCUCCCAACAGCGAUCUGCUUCGUCGAUACGGCCACGUGGACGAGCCCAACGGCAGCGACGUGGUUGAGCUGGACGCCAAGCUGGUGCUCCAGGCCGCCAAGGCCCACCUUGCACGCGUGCUCUCGGCCGAUGCGGAUGCGCUGCAGAAGGACCUCGAGGAGCGCUUGGAGUGGGCGUGUUCGUCACUUGGAAUCGACGAGGUGUUCAUCCUCAACUACCUCUUCACGCCGGGCAGCAAGCCGCCUCAUCGCGCGCAGCCCGAAAAGCCAACCCCGAAGGAGCUCAAAGCAGCCGCAACGGGCGGGGGUAUUUCCGAGGAGAUGAUCGCGCUCACGCGUGUGCUAUGCAUGUCGCGCGAGGCGUUCGACAAGGCGCGCACCAAAGGCAAAGGCCCCAGCGCCCGAGUCGAAUCGCAGGAAGAGCACACCCUCCCCAACGACAAGGCGGUGCGAGUCUCGGCAAGCCAAAUCAUGAUGGACGCCAUCGAUCUGCGGCUCCAGCAAUACGCCGGCGGUGCGGGCGUGAGCGAGGAAGAGGCCAAGCUCUACGGCUCGCGCAAGGACGAAGUUGGCGGCGACAACGAGCGUCGCGCGCUGGUGGUGCGACUGGGCGAAAGGCGCGUGCUGCUCGACCAGAAGCGCGUCCUCAACUACGUCUUGGACCGCAUCCGCGAGGCCGAGGCCGAGGCCGCCAAGGCCAAAAACGCCAAGGACGCCGCAAAGAGGAAAGGCAACUCGAACGGAAAGGCCAAUGACGCCAGCAAGAAGAAGCAGCGCCGAUAG